AUGGAUCUUGUGAUCGGUGGGAGAUUUAAGCUUGGAAGGAAAAUUGGUAGUGGAUCUUUUGGAGAGCUUUAUUUAGGUGUAAAUGUCCAAACAGGAGAAGAGGUUGCUGUCAAGCUGGAAUCUGUGAAGACCAAGCAUCCCCAACUUCAUUAUGAAUCAAAGUUGUAUAUGCUGCUUCAAGGAGGAACUGGUGUUCCGAAUCUUAAAUGGUUUGGAGUUGAAGGUGAAUACAGCGUUAUGGUUAUUGACCUUCUAGGUCCUAGCCUUGAAGAUUUGUUUAACUACUGCAACAGGAAGUUUACACUGAAAACUGUUCUCAUGCUUGCCGACCAGUUACUUAAUAGGGUCGAAUAUAUGCAUUCUCGAGGUUUCCUUCACCGUGAUAUAAAGCCUGACAACUUUUUAAUGGGCCUUGGACGCAAAGCAAAUCAGGUGUAUAUCAUUGAUUUUGGAUUAGGGAAGAAAUACAGAGACCUUCAGACUCACAAGCACAUUCCUUACAGAGAAAACAAAAAUCUCACAGGGACAGCUCGGUAUGCGAGUGUCAAUACUCACCUUGGAGUCGAACAAAGUCGAAGGGAUGAUUUGGAAUCACUUGGUUAUGUGCUUAUGUAUUUUCUCAAAGGAAGCUUGCCAUGGCAGGGAUUAAAAGCUGGGACCAAAAAGCAGAAAUAUGACAGAAUCAGUGAGAAGAAAGUAUCAACUCCUAUAGAGGUGUUGUGUCGACAUCAUCCGUCUGAAUUUGUUUCAUACUUCCAUUACUGCCGAUCUUUACGUUUUGAUGAUAAACCUGAUUACUCUUACCUUAAGAGACUUUUCCGCGACUUGUUCAUCCGAGAAGGUUAUCAAUUUGAUUAUGUGUUUGACUGGACAGUCCUAAAGUAUCCUCAAACCAGUUCCAGCUCUGGUUCUAGCUCACGAACAAGGAAUCAUACAACCACAAAACCAGGAGUUAACGCAGGUCCUUCAAUGGAUAGACAAGACAGAAACGCAGGUAAGGAAACAACCAGAAUCUCAGGUGCAGUUGAAGCCUUCUCCAGAAGGCAUCCAACAAACUCUUCGACGCGUGAUCGUCCCAGGUCAAGAAACUCUGACGACGGACCUUUCACUAAGCACCUAGUAAAACGUGGAGACUCUGAAAGACCAAGCAGUUCUUCAAGAAACAGAACAUCUACUUCUAGGAGAGCCAUUCCUGCUUCAAGCUCUCGGCCAAGUUCUGCAGGCGGACCAAGCGAAAGCCGAGCUUCAAGUCGCCUGGUUUCAUCAAGCGGCAGUGGCAAUGUCCGUCCCUCGACCAGUCAGAGAAUCCAAGCUGGAUAUGAAUCCAAGACUGUGUCUUUCUCUCGUGCAACCGCUUCUUCUAGAAACGCUCGUGAAGAUCAGUUGAGAAGCUUUGAGCUUCUCCAUCUUCGGAAAUAA
Eruca vesicaria subsp. sativa (arugula) is the source of this 1419-nucleotide messenger RNA. The record is from the annotation of a GenBank genome assembly. NCBI's taxonomy places the organism in Eukaryota, Viridiplantae, Streptophyta, Magnoliopsida, Brassicales, Brassicaceae.